CUAAGCCUCGGAGCCAAGUUAGAAUUUAAAUAUAGCGAAAUGGGCCUAUUGUCUUCUCCUUCAUACUUCUUGAUGUAAUUGUAAUUGUCAUGCAUUUUCAUGACGCAUUUUCCAUAUGGAUCUGUUCCAAUCAUGUGUUUUAGUAUUAAAAUUGCAAUUCAACUCCGCGGUGAGAUCCCGCUUCAGCAUUUUAUUACACCCCACCCAUCCUACCCAUGAAUACAUACAAACAGGCUAGAACAUAACGCUGUUCUUUUUGGAAAAGUGAUUAAAAUGUGUCAGAGUCUCUGCUGAGUUGGUGGUCGAUUAAGGGGUCAACAAUUCCUUGUGCUGACUCCGUAAUCUUAAAAGGUAUUUUUCCGGCGUUUGUUGCGAAUUUCAAUGCACUAAACAGUCAUUCACCCGACUGUAUCCUUUCCCCAAAGCAAUUCUUUUCAAGCUCAUGGACACUUUUCUACAAAUAAACCAAACGUCGAUGUUCCUCACAUUUGUCAUCUUCAAAACAUUGUUCAGAAAAUUAUGCCAGUCUUUUGCUUCAGUGAACGUUGGUAAAAUACCAACCAAAUACUCAUUUCAUUACUAUGUUCUUAUUAUGGCCUGACUGGCAGAAGUAAGCAAUUUUUAUUCUUCUUGGGGCUUAGGUCUUAUAUUCGGUCUUGUCAAAUUCUCUCUUUUUUCGCUGUCAGCAGUUGCUGGGAAAGACUGUUUUUCUUUAUCUACAUCAUUUGCAUUCUGUGCUAAAACUGCCAGAAAGCAGUCUAGCGUAUCCGAGUUUUUCCAAUUUUUUUUUGUUCAUUCAGACAUCUUUGAUCGAGGGAGUCUAUCCGUACAUUUGAACUCUAAUUACACAGAAUAACGUUAUUUGUUCCUUCCAGUAAUUUUGUCACCUUUAAAUUGUUCUUGUUCAAUAACUGCUGUUGUUGGCGUCGAUUUUCAAUGCUGAUACCAUUCACAAAGACGUCUAAACGGCUUUUCAUCUAUUGUUAGUAAUCGUGGCUUAUUAUGUUCGUAUAAUAGCUUAGAUUCUGAGCAAACAAUGGUUAUUGACUCUCGAAGUAAAUUUGCAUUGAUAAAAUCUUUGGCAUCACAGGAAAACAUAAGUAAGUCUUUUGUGUGUUGCGUCGAGAACAAACCGGCAACGAAAUUACAGCAAAUUGACGAUCGUGUAAGCUGGCUGGGCUGAAUGCAAGAUUUGCUUUGUAAUGAAAAUCAAGUCAUUUGCGGUUGUUGUAUUUUUGGAGGCCGCUGCCGCAGUAACCUGUCAGCAUAUCCACUCAAGGUACAUUAAAUAACAUACUCGUCUAACGAGUAAACACAGAGCUUAAACUGGCCUGAGUGGCUGCAAGGGACUCUUCGAUUGUGUUCAGUUGCAAAGGUUAAUAAUUAAUAAAAAGACUUUUAGCUCGUGGUUCUAUUGGUUGAUAAUUGGCUUGGGGUGAAGCUGCCCGGAACCAACUGUCAAAGUCGAUCGUCAGCAAGAUAGAAUAGCCUAAAUGUUUAAGCAUAACCGAGUCGCUGUUAAAUUAAAUAUAUUUUAUCUAUCAACCUGAUAUGCUGGCGGAUCUGUUUGAUGUAAAAUAUCAGUAAAAAGAAACGAAAAACCGCGCGGCCUCCGAAGGCCUUUUGUCGAUUGAUAUUAGUUUUCUGUUUAGCCAAUCACAUUGCAGGUUUGCCAAUAGCCAGCCACUACGUUAUGCGUGAAUAAAUCCAUGAUCAAAAGCUAGUUUCCUCUUAGAAUAUCAACACGCUGCAGAGUACAACUAAGUAAGCACUACUCUACCUCUAUUGCCACACUAGUGGGUUUUCAUUUUUGUGCAACAUCGUCACAUAUGGUUUGUUUUCUUUCAACAGAAACAGAUACAGAUUUUUCGGCAGCAAAUCCAACGUCGCGAAUACCAUAUUAGUCGGAUAAUCGAGACGAAAUAUCCCGAAUUUUCUCUUCCCGAAGACAAGCUAAAGGUUCUCGUAACGAAGUGGGAAAUAGUCAAACAGAAGGUGACCGUGUUGGAAGAGAAGAUCUGGGAAGUAGGGCGUCACGUGAGAAAGGAUGGCAAGCUUGGUAACCUGUUGUUAUGGUUACACGAAGCCGAGGCCCUUCUCAACUAUUACGAGACGGACGAGAGCUGGGUCUGUGAAGUUCCCGCCAAAUUUCUCUUGAGACAACACGAGACUUUCUUCAAGGACUUGGACGAGCACUGUAAAGGUCUGGACGCUAUUCUUCAAUCUGGUGCAGACGAAGAUGUCCUGGUGGACGCGUCGUUGCUAAAAGAAGUUGACAGUCGCAUCAAAGCAGUCCAAGAGAAGUCCGCUGACAGGCUGUUGAGGCUCGCUUAUGAGAACUCUAGGUCAAAAAUUUUAGGGUUGUUAGACGCUGGACGAAAGCAAUUGAAUAUUCAGCCAGUCAAGUACGCAUCGCAGGCUCAUGUAGAGAAAGCUCUCAAGGAAUACACGAUGUUUUUUGUCGACAAGGAGUUCCUGAAGAAAUGCAAAAAGUACCGGCGAAGUCUCCACGAAGCUUCUGAAGCUUACAUGAACAUUCUUCCGGAAUCUCGCACGACGGAAGUCAAAAGCCUUGUAUGGAACGUGGAUCAGCAGGUGGAUAAGAUGGUCGAUGAGGCCACUGCAAAAUACAGAUACCUCGAUGAUGUCAACAAGAAGUGGAAAACAUUUGAUACGCUGAUAGAAUCCGUGACAAAAUGGAUGGAAGAUGCAGAGGCGCUAAUCACGAAUGGAACCCUCAAGGCUUGUAAGGAUUACCUGAAAGAUUUAGAGAGAAUCCAAUCAGACGCCUCCACAGCUCAAGACUGCAGUAAAACAAUAAUAGCACACUGCCAAGACCGAGUGAAAAUCGACAUGAAUCAGCUUCUACGAGACAUGGAUCGGCGUCUGAACCGCAUCAUCCGGCGCAACUCGCGGAUCAUGAAAUGCGACAAGCGCAACUCCAAACUGGAGAAAUUCGAGGGCACAGUGGACGGUGUUAUGGACUGGAUUCACGACGCUGAACUUUUCGUUUCGUCUGCUGUGGAGGGGACGUACGAAGCUGUGAAAGAACGCACCGACAGGCUUGAGGUGACACAAAGGGAGAUCGAAGAAUGCGAAUCUAACGUAAACUCGUUAAACAGACUCACCAAAGCCAUUCUCAAAGAUUUCAAAACGGACAUGGCCUCCUCCAUAAAUGCGACGCUAUCAAACAUUAAUCGGAGAUUUGAGAAGAUCAAAGCCUCGGUUCCUCACAGGUAUCUGACACUAAAGCAGAUCUUACCUCAGCUAGAACAGUUUGAAUCUGGCUUUGAAGACGAACUCAAGUGGUUGGAGGAAGCUCUGGUGGCGUUGGAAGCUUACAAGAAUGUGAACACUUUAGAAGAAGUUGAACGAGAGCUUGGAAGAUAUACGAAACUUUUUGAGGACAUGGACCAACAUGGAAACUUUGUGGAAUCCAGAAAUCAACUGUACCUCCAACUACGUAACUCACUGGCGGAGAAUGUGGAGUUCUCAAAGCCGCAGGAAAAAAUUCUUUCUCUCAACUCCAAAUGGAAAAUCGUCCAAGCAGGGGUAGAAACACACUCUCGCAAUCUGGAAGACUGUUACAAAUUGCUGCAGCAUUUUGAGCAAAACGCCAAGAAAAUGCGCUCGUGGACUCUGGAAUCAGAUUUGACUCAUGCCUCAGAUGACGAGCUGGACGGCAUACAAGCCACCUGCAACGACCUUCUUCAAACACACGAACAACUGCGAGCUAUCGUACCCAACGAACAAGUCAAAAGGCGCCUCGAGGGUGAAGCGACCUUCAUAGCACAGGAAUGGAGCGAAGUGUACAACAGAGAAAAGGCGCGCCUAAUCAGGGGUCACUUUGAAGAUUUACGAUCCUCAUUGGAAAGGAACAUCGAGGCCCUUGAUAAGGAAUGGGCUGAGGUUAAUGAGCAAUUUAGUGGCCAGGGUUACAGUGCGGAUCUUCAUGAGCGAUACCAGGCGGUCCUGGCAUCUUCUGAUGCUUUCCGUAGUGUCGAAGACGACUUCUGCAACCUCCAAGAAACCAAGACCAAGUUGACAUCUCCACAAGAAGAAGAGCAGUUUGAAACUGUAAUGCAACAGCUACGAUCGAGAUGGGAAGAGGUCAAGCGCAAGAUUGAAGAGUUACAUCCCAGAGUCCAGGUUAUGGCUGAAAACUUCUCGGAAUACAAGGAAAAGCUGCAGUCAUUGGUUCACUGGGUGGAGGAGGCAGAACAAACAUGCGAUGCCUUGGAGCGCGUACAAGAUUAUAACGAAUUUCAGCCUUUAAUGCAGACAUUUCAGGUACUAGCUUCCAAAAUGGAUGAUCAACUUCAGUCCCUCCAAAGGCUAAACGAGUUGUCAGAAAAACUGCUGAGCUCAUCGAACAACCAGGAAUUCGCACAAGAAGUCCACGCCGUGACGGAACGAGUACAAGCUGCGUUACCCAUAGUGCGUGAGAGGAGUAACAGACUCUCUAUCAUGCGUCAGUGUUUUGAACAUCAGCAGUGUACUCAGAAACACGACACGUUUCUUGAGGAAGUGAAGAGUCGUCUCGAAGUGGAGUUUUGUUUAGAUGGCGUGGUGGAUGUGGAAAACGAGCUGGAGGUUAUUAAGGACAUUUUACAAUCUCUAGACUCGCAUCAAACGCAGAUCGAACAAGCCAUCUCCCAAGGGAAAGAUCUCCUACAAAAGGAAUGUGCGUCAGAUUUUGUGCAAACGAAUGUGACAAGGCUCGAAACUCUGUCGAAUGAAGUGUCACAGGAGUGUAAACAGCGACAAGAGGAGCUCGCGACCGCACUGGACAACUGGAACCGAUACAACGAGGCAUUGGAGGGAUUUAAGGAAGUUCUGGCCAAAGGAGAGGUCGAGGUGACUCGAAGAAAGACCUUGAAUGUGACUGGGAUUGAGAGUGUUGAUGAACAGAAGCAGGAGAUACAGGACUUCCAACAAGAUCUCCAAAUUCAAUUAGCGGAGUACAACUUCAUCUUUUCUCUCGGAACUACGAUCAAAAUGAAAGCGAGCGAGGACUGCAAAGCCAGAAUCGAGGACCAACUAAACAGCAUUUCAUCGCUGAAGAAGUCGCUCCUCGACGAGAUUGAUUCUCAUCUUCAAAGCCUUAACAGCAAGUCAAAACAGUGGGAAGGGUUUCAGGAACAGAUGGAUAAGUUUGUGGAGUACAUGGAUAAAGUGGAUUCUCGUUUGGAAAGGAGUCGGAGGGAAAGUCGAGUGUCACAGGAAUGGCUGGCUCAGGUCAAGGGAGUAUCAAAUGAAUUGUUCCAGCGCCGGCAAAGCUUCACCGUGUUCACAGAGGAGGCGCAGAAACUUUCCGAAGGGGUCAUGGAUGCGGGCACCAUGCAGUUCAAGGCCAAGCUGUGCAAAUUGAGAGAAAGAUGGAAUGAACUGUUCGAGAAAGCAAGAUUGUCUGAAAGUAGCGCAGAGCAGGGCCUUAAACCACUCAACGAGUAUCAGGAAGUGUUUGUAGAAUUCACGUCACGAUUUGAAGAACUAGCAGUGAAGCUAUCCACACAAGUGCCGUGUUUUGGGAGUUCUGAAGAAGUGGCUGCUCUCAUCGAAGAAGAUAAGAUCCUGCUUGCAGACUUGCGCGAAUUGAGAGGUGUUCUCGACAACUUGAUCUGGAAAGGCUCCGAGCUCUCGGCAAGCAUGCGACUCAAAGACCUCGAUAUCAAAGACACGCUGAAGCAAUUGGAGGAGAAAUGGAACCAAGCUGUACAAGAUGCCGAGAAGAAACUGUUAGACUUGGAUGACCUGAGGAUGGACUGGGCCGAGAAAGAAGAGAUGCUGGUGAACAUGGAAUCAUGGGUAGUUCAAGCUGAGGAUCAGUUGGAAAACGAAAGAGGAUUGUCGAGUAGAGACGAGGAGAGCUUAAGGGAGGCGCUGGCUUAUUAUGAAGGCGUAAAGAAAGACAUGCAAAGCUGCGAAGUGGAUUUCAAAUCAGCGGUCGAAAACUACCAAGAGUUGUCCAACACAGGCAAGUACAUGUUAUACAUCCAAGAUAGGCUGGUGGACGAGAAGUGUGACUCCCUGAGAAAGAAAUGGGAAGCCCUGGCGAGCGGCAUCCCGGAAAGAGUGGAAACUCUGAAGGGGGAGCUGCACAGCUGGAAAAGCUUCCACGAGAAGUUGGACGCGUUUAUAGCUUGGGUCGAUGAGAUGGAAGCGUUUACUAAGGUAGAGAAACCACGUGACGAGACGGAGGCCGCGCAACAGCUGAAAGGACUGGAGGAGUUUCAGUCCAACUUCAGAGGCCGCCAAGACUCGUUCGAAUCCCUCGUGAAAGAAGGCCGGGAAGUGCGACUCCAGGCGAGCAAAGGCGAAGAAGCCGAGCGACUCGGCGAGAAGCUCACGAAGUUAACCGAUCGUUGGGACGAAAUGCUCCGAUGGGCUGCCGGAAGGUACCAAUUGUUGGUUUUAUCACGCCAUUACCUGGACUCCUCCAAACAGGUGGUACAGUACCUGGAAAAGAUUGAAGAGAAGCUGAGUAGUGCUAAGGAUAUACCACCGACAGUGUUGGAGAAAAUCAAAGAGGAAUCCAGAAAGGCUAAGGCUAAGGUGGAUUACUGGAAGCAGCAGUGUCUUGAUCUCGACGUGGUGGUGAAGGAAGGACAUCUGAUGCUGCAGCAGGAAUCCUCCGGGCAGGCCGUGGCGUUCGACGAGAAACUCGGUAACCUGAACAUGGAAUGGCACACGGUGAUACAGGAUGUGGAGGAGAAGAAAAAGAGCAUCGAGAAAACUGCCAAGAAGUGGUGGGAUUUCACCAGGAACAAGCUCAAGAUGAUUCGGUGGCUAAAGAAGAAAGAAGGAGACGCCGAACUGCAGAACGCGACAAGCUGUCGCCUCGACAGUGCACAGGAUCAACUUACUGCAUAUCAGGGCAUUCUUGAUCGACUGAACGCCCACAAGCGUGACCUAGAAGCACUGAAUAGAGCCGCGCAGGACAUGAUGGAGGUCGACGAGGCCGGCUGUGCUAUGAAGGAAAUCCAAGAGUUAAUCGAACGCUUUGAAGCACUACAAAAGAACAUCACGGAGAAGAGAGAGUUCUUCCAGAGAGUCACGGGCAAAUGGUUCAAGUUUGCUGAGCAGAAACACAAAAUGAACGCCUUCUUUAAGAAUACCCACGGGAUUGUUACCAAGCGACAAGUCAAGAAUGCUGAUGACUGCAAAAAGCAGAUCGAAGAGUGCAAGGCUGUUGGUCAAGAUCUGUUGGACAAUGAAGCAGUCUUGGAAGCAGUUAAUCAGGAAGCACUUGACUUGCUGCAGGAACUAAGACAAGGGGAAGGACUCGUGGAUAUGCUGGGAUUCGAGGAGCAGCUGCGUUUGGUCAACGAGACGUGGAAUGAAGCUAAAUUUCAGGUUGGAGUGAAGCAGCAAGCGCUUGAGCAAGUGGCCAAUGAGUUUGAAGUUCUGGAGAAAGACAAGGACGAAAUCCAGCAGUGGAUCUCUGAUGUCAAGAAGGAGUUAAACACAACCGCUGACCAAGAGGAUCAGAAUCCGGAAGUUGUCGUGCGACGGAAGAAGUUAAAGGAUGAAGUGGCUUCACGCGAGGAUCAACUGAAGAGACUGAGUCUUCAGGCGUUGAAGCUUGUCGAAGAUUUCUCAGAUAGUGUCGAUGUUGAUGUGAGCGAAUCUUUCCAACCCUUCUUUCAAGAAUGGGGCAGCGUUCAAGAACUUGCCGGAAUCCCAUUAGAUGGAAAACAGAAGGAGACACUAGGAAGGCUCAAACGUCCAGCUUCUGUCCCGCCACAGUUAAGCAUUCAAGACGAUAGCGAGGAGGAGUUCCUUACGGAGUUUCCCGAAGCUGGUCCUUUGCGUCGCUUCGCGUUUCGGAGUUACUCAUUCGGAAGCGAGAACUCUUUGGACGUGCGCGCUCGGAGGAGCUCGUAUGAAUGCUCGAUGGACACGCUAUGGAGCUCGAGUAGCACGUUUUCAAUCAACAUUGACAACAGAGACGACGAGGACGAUGAAACCGCGGGUAUAUAUAUCGAUAACGCUCUAGGAAACAACGAGGUUUUUGUAGGAGGCAGCGAGCCGAACCUUCUAGAUAGCCGCACCAGAGAGAACACUUUAUCUUCCCAAGACUACCCCAAAGAGGUAGCUGCUAAGAUAGGGGGCUCUUCACUCGAGGUGGAAAAGUGUUCUAAGGAGAGCUUGGAGACAGUGACAGGCGAAGACACACAAAGACCUGAUAGGACAGAAGAGGAGAUUAAGACCCUGCUGGAUGACGUCAUACAAAGGAUUGCAGACACUUGCAAGAGACUCUCUGUGUGUGCUUACACACCGGAUGAUUCGGUGGAAGAAGUGGAGCGAAAACUCCGGGAGAGCAAGACUUUGGAGGACAAACUACAAUCUCAGAGAUCCGAGCUAGACGACUUAAAGGAAGAUAUGCUCAAGAAGAAUUUAGACGUAGCUUCGGUUGAGAAAACCUUGGAAGAGGCUGGAGUAAAACUCGAGGAGGUCAAUCCACAAGCACAAGAUAUGGACAUUGAAAUUGAAUUUGUGGUUGAACAGUUUAGCGGGUACAUUAUUGCCGUGCAGGAGUGGGGUGCGUGGUUUGGUCCUGCUUUGGCCACCUUGGAGAGAUGCAGGGAACCAUACAAGAACAGGAGCAGUCUCGAAGAGAUGAACAACGAGCUGCAGAUGCUUCUUGACGAAAUGGACAAAAACGAUCAGCUGAUAGGCGAAGUUUAUAGCAAGGGUGACAUUCUGCUCCAGGUCAUCUCGGGCCAGAGUAAGGCUAGCGUGGAAAGCGAGUUGAACCAGUUAGAGGAGGACUGGGCCGAAUUCUGUCAGGAGACGCCCUCGAUCAAAGGCGUGAUUGAGGAAACCAUUCAAAUGUGGAAUGAAUUCGAAGAAAACAGAGACAAACUGGCCGAGUGGCUGGGGGACCUGGAGCGAGCUCACAGCGAGGCAUUCUCUGGACCAGCUAACCUUGAGGCCCUUAGGGAUAAGUUGGAGGCGAAAAAGACUUUAAGCAAGGAUAUGAGCAUCCAAGAACUCGUCCUGGAUUUCGUGAACGUCAAAGGCCAAGAACUUAGCAGUAAAGUUGAAGAGAAUCAAUCCAUAGAAGCAGAUCUAGAGCAAAUCAAUGACAUGUGGAACAGCGUGCAAGAGUUGGUGAGCGAGAGAACCAAAGACCUGAGACGCAUGGUAGCUGAACUGAGUGACUUCGAAGAGGACCUUGGCCGACUUGGGGACGUUCUGAACUACACGGAAGUGUGCCUUCAUGAAAGCGAAAACACAAAGGUUCCAGGAUAUAAUGGACUCCAGAAUCAACUUGCUAAACUGAAGGCCGUCGCAAACAGCUUUGAAGGCCACAUGGCUCAGCUAUCGGAUGUACACGAACGAGGCUCACGGCUUCGUGAGCGUUGCAACAGCGAAGGGCGAGUGACGAUCGACGGGAAACUACAGACUCUCCAACGACGCUGGUCCGAUGUCAAGGAAAAGAUCUCUAGCAAAGUGCAGGUUGUAGAGGGCGAGAUUGGCGAGUGGUCAGACUUCACGAAGGAGCUUGAUCAACGGUUAACAGAGUUACGCAACGCUGAUAUCAGUUUGGGAGCAGCGAUUAUCAGCACAGCAGAGCUGAAAGUGUUGGAGGAACAGCUAGCUAAAGUCAAGACGCUUUGUGACGACCUAGAGCAAACCCAGCCUCAACUGGGAGAGCUCUUGACCAAUGGCCGCCUGCUGUUAGAUAAGGUGCCGGAUGAGGACCGGGCGUUCCUGGAAAGCCAAUUAAACGCGCUGGAAGAGCUGCAGGCGAACGUGAUCCGUAAGUCACUGGCGAAGCAGGAGGAGCUGAUUCGAUACAUCGUUCAGCAACAAGAUUUUCAAACGCAGGUUCAGAGCUGUAUGCACGUUUUGCAAGAGGUGGAAACGUCUUUGGGCGAGUGGGAGCUGGGCGUGGCGUCGGGACUGAGUGAAAUGAAAGAAAAACUGUCGCUUUGUGAGCCUUUGCUCGCAGAGUUGCAGACGCAAAAGGAAUUUGUCAACAAUCUCAGUGACAAGGGAAAGAAAAUUGUGCAAGACAAUCCCCGAAAGAAACGAGAAACACUGGAAAAACUGAGAACUGUUGGUGACAAAUGGAAGAGGGUUCACAGAAUGGCAACAGAGAAGAAGGACUACCUCAUGAAAUGCAUUUCAGAGGUUGAGACGUUUGAGGUGAAGUACAACGAAUGCAUGGAAGCUCUUGAGACAUUUUCAAGCGAGACAACGGAAAUGGUUGAUACUGAUAAAGAUAUAUCGCAUGUCGAAACCUCGGUGGAGGAAGUGCUUCGUGUUGGUCAUCGAAUCUCGUCGCUUCUUCCAGAAAAUGAGCGCGAGAUCUUAGAGGCGCGUCUCGAGAAGCUGCGUGUAACGUGGAAGGAAAUGCGAGAUGUUCGCGAUGAAUCCGCACGUGUCCAAGAACGCGAAGUUCUCAUGGCCGAAGAAGCAAAAGCUUUGGAUUCGACGAAUCAAGCCUUUGCUCUCGAAGUAGCAGACUUUAGCACGUGGUUAGAUGAGGCGGAGAAUACUUUGCAGAUAGACAUGUUUUCCGUUCCAGAAGAAGAACAGAUGGACGUUAUUCGGAAACAAGAGAAGCUCUAUAACGAAAUCCAACAGCAGAGCCUGGUGGUAAGCGACAUCAUGGCAAAGGGUAGAAAGGUGUCCUCCCGGAUGAACGAGAAGGAACGAACGGUCGUCAAAGAGCAGCUGGAGAAAUUGUCUGCGCGUUGGAACAAAGUUCGCACGCUCUCCGAGCUGCAGGGCGACGAGAUUGAACGCUGUAUCGGCGAGCAGUCGGAGUAUUACGAGGAGCUUGAAGAAUGCGUUGUAUGGAUGCAGGAAGCAAGCGCCGCUAUGGCAGCAGAUGGAGCUGAUGCCAGCGAUGUUGCUGGUGUUGAAGCUGACUUGCAGAAACACGGGGAGCUUUGUCAAGAGAUAAAAGAAAAAGAGGACAUGGUGAAGUCUGUGAUGGAGAAAGGCACGAAACUUUGUGACAAACUGCCACCCGAAGAAAGGGCGGCUGUGAUGGAACAACUCGCUCGUGUUAAAGAUGAAUGGACCAGUCUGCAACAGGAAUCUGAGGAAAAGGAUAAGGAGUUGAGGAGAUGUCUCGGAGAAACCGUCGAAGAUAGCAGUGGGUCGUUAAUUGAAGACUUGAAAGGCUGUGUGAAAGAAAUUGAUCAAUGGACAGAGUGGAUGAAGGCAUUGUUAGCUAGGGCUGAAACUACGGAGGAGAGAAUUGCGGUGCUCUCAGAGGUGGAAACUCGUUAUCAAGAACUGGAGUCUGUUAUUGUCAAAGGAGAAGAAAUCUUAGGUAAGGUAACGGAGGCACCAGAGAAAGCUCUUUUAGAAUCCAAAUUACUCGAGCUGAAACAGGAUUGGCAGGCACUUAAGAUGAAAGCCAGAUCUAAAAGACGUCGCGAUGGUAGUCAAGGAAGUGGAGUCGAGAGUAAACAGGUCGUGUUCGUAGGGGCGUUAACUGGGCUUAAGACCUGGCUCACGGAUGCAAGAGACAGAGCGAUCGGGACGAACUCGGCGCAAAGUGUAGAUGACUUGCAAGAAGCUUCGAAAGUUUGUGGUGAAGUGAGAAGUGAAUUGUUAGAUAACAAAGCCCGGUUUGAAGAUUUGAUGCUGAAAGGAAAAGAGCUGGCUGACGAAUGGGAAAACGAAAGUGUUGAAAAUAAGGAAGUUGUUGAAGGUCAGCUAGAAGCAUUAAGAACUGAGUGGGAAAGACUUGAUGAAGACUUAGACAAGCGGGAAGAUUUACUGCAGGUUUCCACGGAACAGGUUCAGAAGUUAGAGUCCGAUUUUGAAAAAGCACAAUCAGCUUUGGCGGAUGCUGAGUCAAAGCUGAACGAUAUUACUAGUGUUGAAAACUUUGACACCGUGGAUUCAGAGCUGCAGAGCCUGCAAGGAAUUCUCUGUGAUGUAGAAAUGUGCGAAGCUGGAAUUGCUUCAAUGGAGACAGACGGUCAGUCAAUCCACCCAAGCUGUCAAGCGAUUCAAGAAGCGUUUACCACUCGCGUUUGCGAGUUGACGGAAAAACUGUUGCAUGUCAAGGGGAAUGUCUCUAGUCAGAUUCAACGAGAGGACGAAACACUGAAGCAGCGAGACAAGUUAGCAACGGAACUAUUAGAAUGCAAAGAGCUGAUCAACAAAGUGGAAAGUUCUGCAAGGGAAGAGCUUAAAAUGGAGAAUAUACUGCUUUUAGAGGAGGGUGUGGUGCUCACAAAAGAAGCUGUAACAUCGGCGGAGAACGCUCUGGCUUCUUUACACGUUAAAACUGAAGAAUUGCUCAGCAAAUUAAAACCAUCUCAACAGGCGGCUUUGCAAGUAGAAGUGAACGAUUUAAAGUCGCAGUGGGAUUACAUCGGAGGAAAUGCCAGUGAUAGGGUUGGAAGUCUGGAAAAACGUCUAGCAACUGUUAAAGAGUUUGGCCAAGAAUUGGAAUCUUGUAAAGAGUGGAUUGAGAACUCUAAGGAUGAAAUUAAACGCGCAGAGCUCGUUGCGGGAGAUAUUCUUUCAAUGGAAGAUCAAGUUGCACGGCUGAAGGCUGUUAAUACCGGGUGUGCAUCUCCGGAGAAUGUGGCGGAGGUGCUGUUAAGGAAAAGCGAAGCGUUUUUCAAAGAUGUCAGCUAUUCGGAACGGCAAAUGUUUGAAUCCCAACUGGCCGAGUUAAAGAAUUCUGUUGAAGAAGUGCAAGAGCGAUCAAAAGUGGAAUUGGAUAAACUCGAAGGAAAGCUUCGCGAGAACCGUGUGUUUCAAGAAACGUAUCAGGAUUUGAAGUCUUGGAUUGAGAACGAGGGGAAGUUGGCAGAAUCGUGCUCUGGACAGGGCGACGGCUUUUCGGUAGAGACGCGGGUGGAAGAACUCGAAUUGACGCAACAAAAGCUUGAGUCAAAAGAGAACGAACUAAAACUUUUGCUAGAGAACGCUGCCCGAUUAACGAACAAUACGGAUGAGAAGGAAACUAUUGAGUCUCAACUGUCAUGUUUACAGAAUUCUUAUGCGGAGUUUAAAAGCAAAGUUGCGGACGAGUUGAUAUUAUUGCAGAGUGAAAGUGAUAACGUCAAAGAGUUCAAAGCUGAGUUGCAGCAAUGCAAAGACAUUGUUCAAGGAAUUGAGAGCAUUGUGUCUUCUGACCCGCCUUGUUUCUCUGAUAUCGAAGAAAUGGAAGUUUAUGCCGAGGAGCUUAAGAAAGAAUUCGAAGACGCUUUAGCCCAAAGGUCCGUUAUUUUCCAGCUUGGAGAGAAGAAGGAUCAAGUGGCAAUGGUGGUGGACGCAACUGAGGAUUACGCUCAGGUUGUUGAUAAAUGGAAAACAUCGCUUGCUCGCUUUUCGGAGAAGAUAGCUGAAACAGAGCGCAGAAUUGCCUUGGAGAAAGAGCUCAACGAAAGCCUUGAAGAAGUUUCUAGCUGGAUGGACAACGUCGAGAAAGAAAUCUCACUCGUCUCCGAGCAUGCCCAAGAGGUGGAAGAAGUAGUUGGGCAAGUCGAAAAGCUGAAAACUUUGAACAACGAAUGCGCCUCGUACGAACAGUUUGUCGAAACACUACGGAAUAAAGUGGAAGAUUCUCCUCUUGAGUCAGAGGACUUUAAAGUAGGACAAGAAGAUCGACUCAGCUCGUUAGAAGCCAGGGUUGAAAAAAUGCACAAACUUUUGGCGGCAAAGCUUGGCGACGUAGAAGACUGCGUCAGCGACGUCAGUGAAGUCACAGAACAAAUAUCUUCAUGUAAAGAAUGGCUCUUGCAGAAAAAGGAAAUGAUCGUGGGCGGGAAGGAGGAUUUUGGGCUUCGGAACGUCCCGCAGCUGGAGGAAAAGCUUGUCGAGUACCAAAAGCUUAACAGCGAGGCAUAUACUGUGCUUCACGAUAUUAUGCAAGCUAAAGAAAAGGUCGGUCAAGGGGUUGGGAAAGUUUCUAGUUCAAUAGAAGAAUCGCUCUCAAAGGAACUGAACAGUUUGUGUGACACUCUGUUGGGAUUACAUGAAGAAUCGGCUGCUAAGUGUGUGCAGGUGGAGCAAUGUCUCGGUGAAGUGAAAGAAUUUCAAGAUGAAGCUUUACGUUAUGAGACAUGGCUGCAGGAAGCUAAUAACGUCAUGCAGAGAUGUGCAGAGAAGCCUGUGGGUUUAGACGCUCUGGCGGAACAUUUGGGCGAGUUGAGAGAUCUGCAAACCGAGAUCAAUGAAAAACAACAGGAAUUCCGUAGCUUUCUUGAGAAGAAUAAAGAUCUUGUCGUGCAGAGCGGAAUUCAAGACAAGCUAACAAAAGCAAGCGACGAUUUCGACGACCUUAACAAGGAACUCCCGCAGGCCUUGAGCAAAACAGAAGCGACGAUCGACAAAUACAACGAAUGCAGUAGACAGCUUGAGGAGUCGCUAGAAUGGUUAACCAAAGCCGCUGUAAUUGUGGAUUCAGAAGCGACGUUUUCCUUGGACGAUUCCAGCGCUGAAGAGCAACUUGCUAAGUUGAAGGAGUUGCUGCCAGAAUUGGAGACGUUCGCAGCUAAGAUGGCGCGCAUCGAAGAAAACGGUGAAGCUGCGAAUGUCCUUGGAGAAAGCGGUAUGGGUGAGCUACAAAGUAAACUUGAUUCCGUCAGAAGGAAAUGGGAGGCACUCAAAGAGGACGCGGCUAAGAAAGAGCAACGUUUGAAGGCAUUUGUUCAAGCGAAAGAGAGCUACACCGCGUGUGCAGACAACUGCAAACGGGCUUUGGAUGAUUUGAGGAAAUCUUCUGAAGAAGCGUGUGAAUAUUCAGUUGUACGAGGCAAGUCCAACGCCCAGCUGGAAGCGCGGAGGAAACAGCAAGAGAAAUGCCAGGAACUGAAAGAGCAGAUACGUUCGUUGGAAGAAGCAGGCUAUCACGUGACGAACACGUGCGAGGAGCUAAGAGAACCGAUUCGAGAGCAAUUGAAGCAGAUUAAAAAUGAAUGGCAGAAGAUCAACACGGAAACUGCAAUUAGGCAAGAACAACUGGAGUCUUGGAUCAGUGAAGUCGGAGACAUUCAUGGUGAUGUGGACGCUUGUGUAGCUCGUGUGAAGACGUUACAUGACUCUCUUCGAAGCUAUAAAUCAGAGGGAACUGAUAUACAAACUGCAAACGAAAUUCUCGGCCAGCUUAAACAAACGGCAUCAGAGCUUGAGUCAGAGAAGAGUAAUGUUGAUGGUCUUGUAGAGAAAGGAGAAAUGCUUCUCACAAAGCUUGACGCAAGUGAAAAGGCAGAAUUGGAAGAAUUGUUCCUAGCGUUACAGACGGCAUUUAACGAAGCGGAAAGGGAUUCUAAGGAGAGAGUUCGUCAAGCAGAAGAACGUAUCAACGACAUUAUUGAAUUUGACAAAGAAUCCGCACGCUGCGAAAGCUUGCUCACAAUUUAUCAAGCGGCAGUUCCAGUUGAUGUGUCUUGCACAGUGGAAACCCUGGAUGAUCAAAUGGGAAAGCUUAAAAGGCUCUACGGAGAUAUGGAAUCACGUGAAACACACAUGGCUACGUUGCAUGAGAAAGAGGCUAAGCUGUCAUCUGAUGACGCGACGCAAAGCGUGCGUACUACCCCAGAUGGAAAAGCCGGGCAGCUGCAAGGAGACUGGGGAAAGCUCAAGGCUUCGGUAGGAGAGAAGGUGCGUGAGCUUGAACGGUUAGCACAGACCAAGAAAGACUUUGAAGACGACUAUGAGACAUGUCAGGCAGGCGUCCAAGAACUUGAAACGGCAAUUCUUGCACGGGAAAGUGAUCGAGGACCUGUAGAGAUGCGAGUGGAACGAAUGCAGGAGCUGUGUUCUAGAAUCAAGUCGUAUCGCAACAAGCUUGAUCUGCUUACAGAUCGAUGCGAUGAACUUCCAAACGUUGCCUACGAGCAAAAAGAUCUUGAUCCCAAACAAAAGCUGAAUUCUGUUGUGAAGAGAUGGGAAGAAGUGAAAGAUGAGGCCCUGGGUAAACUAAAUGAACUUGAGAAAGAGAAGUCGGAGGUACAAACUCUUGCGCAAGGUGUUGAAAACUUACAGCACUGGAUACAAGACGUGCCUGGUCCUUUCAUUGAAAAACAUAUACCACCAGUAAUUCAGAAAGCUGACUUGGAAAAAGCUCUAAUUGCUAACACGGAAUUUCGUUCCAUUGUCGAGACGAAGGGCAAUUUGUUGCAAGAAAUAUUACUUAAAUCUGGUAACAUCAAGGGCGACGGACCAAAUAAAGAUAGGAUUCUGAGCGAUCUUCAAGAUGUAUCAAGGACUUUGGAAGAUACUAAAGGAAAAUUGGCAAGUAGGGAUGGCGAGAUAAGAGGCCGCAUGAAACAACAUGCCAAACUUGCAGCGGACCUUGAUCGCAUUAGAGACUUGUUACAUGAAGUCAAAGGCCUGGGCUCUGAGCCUGUGGAGUUUGAAGGUGAAAACUGGAUUGAAGACGCCAUUACCUCGAAGAGAGUUGCACUGGCGAGGCUAGAUUCCUGUGAGCUUCUUCUAACUUCCAUAGCUGAAAAAAUUGUUAAAGGGGGAGCUGACCGAAGGGAUGUCGGCGACACCGAGAUUGAAAGUGAUUUCCGUUUGUUGUCCGAGGACGUGCAUGCAGCGCAACAAAAUCUAUCCAAGGAAGUACUGCAACUGGAAAAGUUGCGUGAUUUUGAGAGCGACUACGUAGAGUUACUGACGUUGUACGACAAUCUUUCGACCAAAAUUUGUGCAGUUGAUUGUAACGCCAUCGCCGAAAAAGGUGACGUUACACACACUGAAGAGGAACUUGCAGUAUGUCACGCAGUUGAUCAAGAACUCUCUGAAAGGGAAGGAGAUUACGAAGCGCUGAUAGAAAAGGAGAAGGAGACGUUAUAUUUUUCUCCGCUCGACAAGAGAGAAGAGUUGGUAACACGAUCUCAUCAACUGAAACAAACGAGAACUACUUUACAAGAGUUGAUACAUGAGCGUAUCGACUGUCUACGAGAUCUCGUAGCGGAGCAACAGACCUUGGAAGGUUGGCUGAAAACGGCGGGAAUUUUAAUCAAGGAUGGUACAUCACUAUUGGAUAAGAGCGAUGACGGCUUCACGCUCGACGAUGCCCGGAUGUCUGAGAAGUCCCAGGCUCUCGCCGCCUUCAUUGCCAAGUUCAGCGAGUACGAAGUGUACAGUGAAACGUUUCAGGGUAGCGCUAAAGCGCCUGAAGUUGCGAGGGUGAAAACGGAGAUUUCAGAACUGAGGAAGCAGUUGAUGGACGUUGAGAAUGAGUUACAGCAGUUUAAGGACUACUGCGACAUGUUCGAAAGCGAGGCUGUGAAGGCCGCGGCGAUAUUUGAACGAUGUACCGCGGACCACCAAGUACCGGCUUCACUGAAAGAGGCUCAAGAGGAGUUGGCCAACGUGAAGGAUUUAAUAAAAGAAGUCGACGGUAGAGAAAAUACCCUGAGCACGCGAGGUGAACUAGUCAGCGGCAAACUGAAUGAACUCGAACGCGAGGAGUUUGAAGAGCGGCUUCGAAAGCUGAGAGAAGAAUGGCAAACAGCGAAAGAACAGUUGAACGUACAGCGGGAACUCUUGGAAGAUGGCAUAUCAAGCUGCCAGAAACAUCUUGAGAUCGUGGAGCAAGCGACGUCGAAAGCGAAGGAGAUUGAUCAACUGUUGAGCGAGAUAACAGCCGCGAAGGAGGAAAACAUGGAGACGGUUGAGACGAAGACUCAGGAUUUAAGAGAGAAAUUAGAGAUCUUCGAAUCUCUCAUGGCAAGUAUGACGGACCUCGCCGCUACCGUGCCUUGGAAAGAAACUACCGAAGUCUCCACCGAGGCCAGCCUGGAAACCAUCCGAAACGACGCCAGACGAAAACAGCAGGAAUUGCACGAGACUAUAUCGUUUCACAAACAGUACAGAGAGGCUGUUGGAAAAGCAAGUGAUUGUCUACGCGAAAUUGAACAGAAAUUGGCCGAAAAGGAAUCGCAAGAUAACGGACUGCAAAACAGAUCCUUUUUCGAGGAGUUCCAACAGAAACUAGAUGACGUUGCUCCUCUUCUCCAAACCGCCAGUGAGAAAGGGAAGCUAUUGGCUAUGAUGGAGCCUCACGCAGUUCGAGGAAAGAACGAAGUGCAGUCCAAGCUCGAUGAAUUAAGCGGCAAAUGGGACGAGCUGCAGACGAAGCUUAGCGAGAAAAUAGCCGAGUCGGAGGAGAAGUGCGAAGCAGUUACUGCUCUGAAUAACGAGGUCGAGACUGUAUCCAGACGGUUGGACGAGCUGGCGGCCUCCACUGAAGAUUUGACUACGGCUACUUACGAUACUGCUAACGUCCUGGAACACAGAGAAAACUAUGAGUCUAUCAGCAAAGAAGUUUCCGACCUCCAAGGAUCCGUUGAGGACCUCAGCAGUAGAUGUCAAGAGCUAAUGAGCUCCGUCUCGUCCAGAGAAAGCGAGGAACUCGGUGAGCAACUAGUCACACUCAAAGCCAAGUGUGAAAACCUUGAAGGUCAUGUGGCAGAGAAGGAAGAGGAGUUCGAGGAGACACUGUGGAGAUGGCAGGAAUUUCAGAGUGACAUGGAUGCUUGUUUCCGUAAUUUGGCCAUGAUCGAAAAGUCUUUGGAUUUUCAGUCUCUAGAUGAUGGAGAAUUAGAAGAUCGCCGAGAGACACAUCAGAUGUUGUCAGACAACCUGGACAUCCAAGAGUCGAUCAUUCGCGACGUCAAAGACAGAGCCAGUGAUGUCCUAAGAGUGUUUCCUCCAGCAGACGUUGACAAAGCCAAGGUCAAAUUGAUUUCGCUCGAUCAGCGGUUUCUCCUCGUCAAAGAACGUCUUCAGAGGAGACAGGAGGAGAUGUUGAAAUCGUCCGUGGACUGGCACGAGUUUGAAUGCGGGCUCAAGAGCUGUUUGGAAUGGGUACUGAGAGCAGAGGAGCGCUUGGCACGUGAAUUAGUAGAUUUGCGUGAAAACGAGACUGACAUUGGACGGCUGAAGGCUUUCAGCGAUGAAUUGGACGUUCGACAGGGAGACUUCGAGAGCGUUCGCAGCCAAGGAGACCGAUUGGUUUGCCAACUAAGCGAUCAGACCGAACGAGAGGUUCUUCAAAAGCAGAUGGAUGACAUAUCUGACCGGCUGGAUCGGAUACAAAGUCUGGUGAAUGAGCGAGGGCAGCGCAUCGGCGAGAGGACACACUACGGCAUUGUAGAAUUCGAAAUCGCGCUGAAAGAUUGUUACGAGAAGAUAGAGCAGUUCAAAACCAAUCUGCGAGGAGUCAACAAUUUGGAAUCGAUCGAAGGAGGACAGGAACGUUUGCACGAUCUUCAUUCAGAGCUAGAAUUCAUUAAGAGUCAUGCAAGGAACAUCCAGGAACAGAGCCAAACACUACUACCAGAAAUUCCUGACGUGGAAAAAGACGCAAUUAAAGAGAAGCUGGAACGAUUACAACAAGACAUCGCUACACUCGAAGAAGGGACACCUCUUACAUCGCGCCAUGUUAACAGUGAAACCCUAGGUAGAGAGGCAGCGUCUGCUUUCGUGGAAGUUGUCGUACCCAAGCCUGCUGACCAAGAUGUAGCAGAAAAUGGCGAUUCUGAUUUAGGAGAUUCCGAAAGUGGUGUCUCUUCCAUGGAAUCUUUUGAAGGGAUUUUACGCAAGGAGAACGAGCACGCCCCAGGCGAAAACGGCGUGCAAGUAAACGGCGUCUCUGACGACCAUUUUGUAAACGACGAAUCGGACGAAAAUGCUCACCUAAAUGGGGGACUAUCUGUUUCACCCGACGAGUAUCACCGAAUUCGUUUGACUCAUAGCGCAGAUGCAAACCAAGAUACAAACUCCUCACGUGAUCUUGACGAUGAUUCACGUGCUACAUCACGUACAACUGACGAUAAAUCAGGUGAUGUCAGUGUCCCUGUUUUGAUUGUAACUGACGAGGAUGGAACUCGUGCAGAAGUGGAAUUCGCCGAAAACGGGGAAGAUGGCAGUCAGGAUAAUGAAGGAUUUACUGAGCAAGCUGGUGAGUUCUUCUUUGACGAUUUCGAUGUUUAUUACGGUGAGAGCACUCCUAAAACUGCUAUUGAUCCAGACAAGACGUCCACUCGCGAGGACACGAGCACUUCAGAGAACGACAUCAAUGUACCGAAAAGUGAUAGUGUUACCACCAAGGAAAGUUCUUCGGGGGUUUCGAACGCGAGUGAUACUGUCGAUCAUUUAACAAACGGUGAUGUUUCAGAAGAUGAGUCGAAUGAUUUAGUAUUAAAAGACGAGAGUGGAUCGCUCGAAAGAAGUAUCGUUACAGAAGUCACGCUUCCAUCUCAUAAAAGCGUGACAGAUAAUGCGUUACCAGACAAUUUUGACAUUUCUGCUGAUUCUGAACUUGGAGACGAUAUCCUGCGUCACAGCACACCCGCUGAAGUUAUUGAAUCCACUCCGACAGAGGGAAAUACGACACCUGACCUCCAAGGCAAUAAGAGUGAUUCCGUGGAAGUGUUAACCAAUGGUCCCGAAACUCAAGUACCUCCUCAGUUUGACGAAGUUAAAACGACAGAUAGCAAUUUUGAUUCGUCUCAUGGUUUAGACAAUGUAGCAAAGAAAUCUCCUAGUCCGACCAGUCAAACCGGUGUUAAAGCAGGUUUGACAAGCUCGGCGCCUAACGAAGAGAUGGACAAACUCGACAGGCUCUUGAAUAUCGGAGAACAAUCUUUAGAGAAUAACUCAAGAGACGUUGAAGCGGAGAAGCCACAUGACAGAAUCGCGUCCAUUUUAUCAGAGCGUCGCAAAGCAGAGGAGGCUGAAAGGCUCCGUUUUGCUGAAAGCUCAGUCAGAGACACUGAUUAUGAGCUAUUCACCUCCCGGCCGUUAGACCUUGUUGAUAGGAGCUCCCCAUUAAAGGAUCUAGACGAGUCUGAAAGCCUGCUACACGAGAACAUGUCUUUGGACGCAUUCCUCGUAGAAGUUGAAAAAUUGUUGGACAAGUUGCGUUCGAUUGAGGAAUUGAUCACAACAGACAUGGAAGAUGAGGAUAAUGUCAAAGAUGAGUUGGCUAAACACGUGGCCCUGUGUGUUCUGAUGUCGAAACAACAGGAUCGUGUGGAUCAAAUGAACCUGUUGUCCCCAACUUUCCUGCACGGAAGUGCCAGUUUAAACAUCAUUCUCGAGGAACGGCUGCGAGAGGUGAACGCUCUUUGGAAAGAGGUCCAAACGCGAGCUUCGUCUAAACAAGAAGUCCUUGAGCGCUGCGUUCAGGAACAAACACAAAACCUGGAAAGCACUCGACAGCAAGAGGUCAUGGCGUUCACCGAGAAUUUCUCUUUUUUGAGAUCGCUCUACCUUACCGUGGACUGCUGCGAUGAUGUUUGUAAAAGAAGGAAGAGUGAUGUGGUCGAUGGAGAUGAGGAGGAGGAGUUUUACGACGAGAAGUUAAAAAAUCAGAUCGAGCUUCACGAAUUGUUUGAGGGAUUAGCGUCAGUUGAGGAAAGCGCAGUGUCGGAAGUGGUGGUGGACAGUGAUUUGACGAGGUACCAGGAGCAAUUGACGCGAUUACAGGACCUCGCUACGAGUCUAACGAAAUUCAAGAACAAGUUAGAUGCUGUUUCGCGUCGAUUGUCGUCCACUUCAGCAGAAGACGAAAAUGUUCGUCAACAGGUCUCCGAUCUUAAGAGUCUGAUGAAAGGCAUCAUCAAACUAGUCCUGGCGAAACAGCAGGAAUUGCGUGCGGCAGUUGAGAAGAUGGUCAAGAUUGAAACAGCGCUGUUAAAUCGAAGAGACUUCGAAGGCAAGUUACAAGAGUGGUCACAGUUGGUGAACGAUGUAGAACAGUUUGUUAAACAUUUGGGACCAUUCAAUGAGGAUGACAAAGAUUUGGAGUUACUUUACUACGAGUUCUUACAAAGUCAUUCCGUUAUCCAAGAAUGCCUUCAUGACUUCUUAAACAAAGAGUCGUCUAGGGGCGCCAGUCCUCACAAGAAGGCGCGUCUCGCUGACCUGAACAAACGCUGGGGCCGCAUUCGAACGAUCUUGCAGAGUCGAGAGCGGAAACUGAAAGCUCUAGGCGUCUUAGCGUCCGAGGUGAAGACUCCUCCAAGACAACCAGUGGUUGAAUCUAUUGUCCCCGAGAAAGAGAAACCGGUCUUGGCUUCAACUUCCAGAGAGGUGAAGAAACCGGAGGUUAAAGAUACCCGGGUGACUUCCCCAAGGAGCAAAUCCACGUCCCCCGCGCGGGAGUUAAAGACCCCCCCGAGCGGGGAAAAGAAAUCCCCCAGGACAAAAAAGAAGCAGUACGAGGAGGAAUUACGUGAAUUCUCCGAAUGGCUGACUAGUCAGGAGAAAGCGUUUCACGAACUGAUUGGUGAUGAGAGUUUGCCGCCCACCAUGGAAGCUUUGAAGGAAAGACUUAAACAUUUCCAGGGAUUUUGCCGUAGUAUUCACAGCCACAAAUCCAGAGUUGAAAUGAUGCGGCAGUACGCAGUACAGGGCGGAGAACGCCUUGAUGCCGAUGUCGUCGGUCCGAAGUACGAAGAUGUUUCGAAGAUUGCCGACAGUAUGUACGAAGCGUGCGAAGAGAGUGCCGAAUGGCUUCAGACGGUGUUGAUCCAGUGGCAAUCGUUCGAUGAAUCUUCGAGAAAGUUCAUCUUGUGGAUGAAUAACUUAGAGCAAAAAUCGUUCGUCCUUGCCAGGAAAAUGCCAGAAGAUCACAUCGAUGCAGUGUUAAUGAAAAUGAUGAAGUACCGUGAGUUGGAUCGUAAAUUCACCGAGCGACAGCCGAGCAAAGAUGGCUUAGUCUAUGAAGCCGAGCAGGUUUUGACUGCUACAGGAAAUGCCGAUGUCCAGGCCGCUCUCGGUCAGUUUCGUGAGAAAUGGCGUGGUCUUCGUCAAGAGACCCGAGGCGAGCGGCAGCGCCUUGAACGGCUACUGCAGUUAUGGCGGGAAUAUCAAACUGGGAUGGACGAGUUGGUCGACUGGCUUAUGUCCAUUCUUAGUCUGAUGAGGAACGAGGAGAUCUGCGAUGACAGUUUGGAUAUGGUCGAAGGACAACUGGAACAUCUCAGACAUUAUCAAACUGAAGUGGAGCGUCACCAGGCGAUAAAAGAGAACUUGGACCGCAUCGCGGCACAGUUGGAAGAAUCGACACACGGAAACGCGGAAGAUUUGAUUGAAAGCCAGGCGAGGUUAGAUGACAACUGGAGUGAGCUCUGCGCCUUACUUGAGGACCGUGAACACGAGCUCCUGGGAGCACAAACCGAUCUGUUGCUUGUAAGGUGCAUUGACGAUAUGGAGCAGCUGGAGGAGUGGUUUAAUGGCGCCAGGGACACUAUGGAGAGACCCAUUUUGGUUCUUAGUAGUGCCUCGCUUGAGGAUGCUAAGGAACAGUUGGGAAAAUAUAGGACCAUCAAGAAAGAUCUCCGUAGCAAGGAAGAACGUCUCGAGGCUCUAAACAAACGAGUCAACCAGUCGCUUAACGAACGGAGAAACGCUUCCGUGCGAAGCGUUACGGAGGGGGUGCGACGUCUCAACGCGCAGAAGACACAGCUCAUCACUCUGUUAUCAGAGAAAGAAGAGCAAUUAAAGUACGCGUUGAACCGAUGGGUAGACUUCCAGAAGACAUACACAGAAAUAAAAAAUAUCAAUGACUGGUUUGAACAAAGAGAGGAGACACUGAGUAGAUACCAGAGGAUUGUGACACAGCGAGAGUUUGAGAUCGCUUUGGAAGAUGUGAAGGCAAUGAAAGGUUUCCUAGUAACACAACAAGAAGCUGUAGAAAACGUUGUAGUGGCGGCUCGUCGACUGCGUGGCGAUGCCGCUUUUGACCAGCAAGAGGUACAAGAAACUAUCGAAACUGUAGAAGAGAGAUGGUCUGAACUAGUCACAAAAGUAGAUGAAUAUGAAGCGUGGCUCGAGAGCUCCGUGCAGGCGUGCAAGCAGUACGACGCCUCAAUUGGUUACAUCAAGAACGUCCUCAAUGACACAGAGGAGAGACUGGGGACAAGUGUUGCUGGAAACAUACAAGAACUUAAGACCCAAGUCGAGCAGCUACGGUCUCUCCGCGAGGACAUGAACGAGAUUAGCGGAAGAAUGGACGAAGUGACCGAACUAGCAACAGACUGGGCUCAAAACAGUGACCCGUCGUCCUCAACACGCCUGACCAAUGAAAUCACGUCGCUUUCAGAGCGGUUCGGCUCGGUCUCCACUCGGCUAAUCAAGAAGGAGAAGGAACUUGAGGACAUUUUAGUGAAGUGGCAGAGGUUUGAGAGUUCGUGUUCGGAUAUGCAAGCGUGGAUUGAGAGUCAGACAGCUGUGCUGAACGAGACUGUCACAGUGGAUGUACCGCUCACACUACAGCUUCAACAGCUGUCCACCUGUCAACAAAUGCAGCAAGAUGUCGAACUUCACCGUGAUUGGCUGACGUCUAUCAACGUCACAGCCGACUCACUCAGAGAUAAGAUUCACUCUGGAGCGACUCACAUCACCCCCCUAAGGAAUGAUGUCAAUCAAUCUUUCGCCUCGCUUGAAGAACAACUCCAAACAAAACGCGAACGGAUUACUUCCGCUACGCAAGGCUUUACGCAACUACAGGAGUCGAUUGACCGCCUCGUUACGUGGCUUGAUGACGCCGAAGUAAGAGCCACUGGCGGUGGAGAUUUAGAAAACUCAGAAAAACUGGAACUCCUGCAGGAACUUUUGCAAGAUCUUGACGACUCGCAUGACAGACUAGAAUCCUUGAAUAGCAGCGUGGACGAUAAACUAAGCGCCGCGUCCCAGAAGGAAUUCCAAGAAAUGAAAGAACAGGUCACACAGCUCGAAGAACGCUGGGCACAGUUCAGAAAGAAACUCUCCGCGUCUAUCGAGGACAACAAACGAGCGAUCAGAAGGCAGAAGGAAUUUGAUCAAGAACAUCAGAAGAUUUGCGCUGUCCUGCAAACGGUCCUGCGAGGAACUGAUAACACGAGUCUUGACCAGACAGACGUGGUUGUCAAUCUCGAGCGUGUAGAGGAUUUCCAGACGAACUACGAAAGUUACCGACAAGAUUUCGACUCUCUUCUCCGUCAGUCGGAAGAUCUCGAUCAGGAUGCAAGCACGGCCAGCAGGUACAAGUCACGCCUUGAUGACAACAUGUCACGCGUACGACAUCUCUGGAGCUCCGUGCUGAAGCGAGCAGAUGAUUACAAAGAGCAGGUUGGACGACAGAUAGAGAGGUUCAAAGAGUUCCAAGGACUGAGCACAGAGCUAAUGAAGUGGAUGGACGGAAUCGAGACUCACAGUGGAUUUACGGUUCCUUCUUCAGCCAGUAUUCAACAAAUGAAAGUUCACUUUGAACACGUGAAGAUGUGUCAGAAAGAUAUCAACACCCAUAGACAAGGGUACAACGCCUUCUGUUCUACUGGUCAGCGGAUCAUCGAAGAUUGUACGGGAAGUCUAAGUAGCCAGGCCGCCAUGGAACUCGACAGGGUGUCGAGGCGGUGGAUAAUGAUCACAAACCGUGUGACAAGCAACCAACAACAGCUUGAGCUGUCAUUGAAAGAUUGGCAGGAGUACACGUCACUCACCGAGAAUCUGAUGGUGUGGCUGAGAGAGAAAGAGAAACUACUCCGAGCUCAGUCCAAGGCCGUCACGGUCCGUGAGGUUGAGCGUGAACUGGACGCCAUGAAGGCCAGUGCAAAAGAGAUUGACGACCGCAAACCCCAGCUGGAUAAAAUCACCAGGAGAGCUGACGAACUUUCAAAAUCAGCCGAUCAAUACGACUCCGAACGCAUCAAGAAACAGGUAUCUUCAAUGAGCACACUGUGGAGCAAUGUUUGUCGUCUCCUCUCAACUUCCAUGCAGUCGUUGGCGGAUAUUGUGAGACAUUUUGAGCAAUUCAGUCGAUUACACGAGACACUCUCCCAUUGGCUGGUGACCAUAGAAUCGUCGGUAUCACGUGAACUUGAGGAGUCGUUUCUUAGUAUCCCGGAUGAUCAAGGAGAUACAGUAUUUCAGGUUUACGUCGCUGACAUUGAAGGUCACGAGGGCACAAGGUCAACCAUGAACGAAUGCGCCUAUUACGUCAUCAGUAAGGCGGGCGGUACACCAUAUGCAGGCGCGGUUGCUGAGAAACAGAAGCAUUUGAAUGACCGCUGGCGCGCUUUGUGUCAGCAGUUGGGUAUUACGUACAAGAAAGCGGAAGAGACUAGGUACGGGUUGAAGUUGUUGGAGAUUCAACUGAAACAGCUCAACACUUGGAUGACUGAAGUGGAGAGUCGAUUGAUGGGAUUCACGGUGACUGGCUCAUGUGUUCUUACGGAAAUUCAGAAAAAAGCCAAAGAAAUGAAGAAUACUGAGACAGAUGUUGAAAGCCAUGCCACUGACGUCCAAACCGUUCUUCGACUUUGCGAGAAACUUCGCCGGGAUCGUAUGGCGUGUCCCUCAGAAGACGACCGUCAAAGCCUGCAGAGGACUAAGGAGAGUUUUGAAAACCGCUGGACAAAUGUCCGGCGCACUGUAUCGACGAAGAGGAGACAAGCGGAGGAGAGGUUGCUUCUGUGCAAAGAGUUUUGGAACGAGUACGAGAAGUUUGCGGAGUGGAUUCAUGAGACGGAAAACGCCGUGAAGAAAUCUGAAGAAGGAAUGACGUCUGGAUUAGAGAUCUCUAAGAGUAGAUUAAAGCGGUUUGAGGUAUUCCUCAAAGAUAUCAACUCCCAUCGCCCGCAGAUGGAACGUAUUGUAAAACGAAGUAAAUACCUACUUCUCGAAGCCAAUGCAAGUAGCGCGUCCGAUAUGAGACUUGGCGUGGAGUCCGCACAGGCUCGCUGGGAGAAGCUUUGUAGCCGCGUUGAAAGCCUGGUCAACCGACACAGCAAGCUGACAGACAGAGCGGAGAAAUUCGAGGGUCUCCGUCAAGAGGUCUACAGCUUUCUUACAGAGACGGAACUCAAGUUGAUUGCACUCGAUCCUUACACGUCCGAGGAGGAGCCGCGCGUUCAGCUAGAAAAACUUAAGGGUCUGCAGAGACUAAUCAACAUGAACUAUUCCAAGCUGAAAUCUUUGCUCCAAGAAGGAAAAUCUAUGCGAGAGUAUUGUUCCCCAACAGAGUUUCAGUCUGUGCAGCAGACGAUGGACGAGCUCAACUCCAGAUGGCAACAGGCCCUUCACUGUUGCAUGACGUGGAUCCUGGAUCUAGCGAUUCCCAGUCCUCGCACCAGUCCCUCCUCCUCCGCCUCCGCGUCCGCCGCAGCUGGUGCUAAUUCUUCUCUGAGUUGACGAAUUCCACCGUCGUAGGUUCAUAAACACCGAUCAAAGUAUUGUGUAUACAAGUGACCUCUUUGUAAAGAGUAUUUAUGAGUAAUAUAUUUUACCACUUAGGACCUUAUACAUAAGGAAGAAUAGUUGUUGUUACUUUCUAAUUUGUAAAAUCAGAUACGCGGAAGUUGUACGUGUACACAUAUACCUUGUCACAAAAAGCGUUUACGGUCACGCACGCGUGUCACGCAUUGUAGUGGUAAUCUUACACGACUUGUACUUUCUGUCCUUCAUUGUACGCGUGACAUUCUCGACAAGUUUGGAAGUAAAAGUAUUAUUUGUAAAAAUCGUUGUAUUAUCGUACGUCAAAAACGAAUAAAUUACAAGAAAGCAUAAGUUGUAAGAAAAAUGUAGAGACCUAGUAGUUUGUAGCAAAGAAGCUGUUGUAAAAAAAAGUCGAUUCACUGCUUACCCAGGUUUAAUUUCAGCUUAAACUGAAAUGCGAUUGGGAGCUUUAUAGCUCUAUAGUUGUAAUAGUUAUCAAGUCCUAUUAGGAACUAAGUUGUACAGUAGAAAAAGAAACAACCUUUCGCAAUCGCCUUUAUAUUUCUGAGACGUACAUAUUACCAUACUUUUCCCUUUUAUGUUAAUCGUUUCCUAUUUAAUAUUUAUUCUUCCCUUCAGUCUAAAAAUACUCUUGGACAACACAUAUAUACUGAUGUAACUCCCUAAAGAGAACCUAUUUCGACUGUAAAUAUUAUAGACCCUAACAGUAAGAGUUUUUUUCUUGCACAAGGUAAAUAAGAUUAAAUAUUUUUAAAGGACUGUAUACCCUUUAUUUCUACUUUCCCACAAAAAUGUAAGUUAAUUGUCAAAGGAAUGCAAGCUAUUUUUAUACAAUCGUUAGAAAAUUGUUGACUCAAAAUAAAUACAUUUAUAUCGAAGGGUCUGUUUGUUCAUUAAACAGGCGCAAAAAACAA
Messenger RNA from Orbicella faveolata, 28085 nucleotides. RefSeq lists its product as uncharacterized. Gene Ontology annotation, molecular function: protein binding. Lineage: Eukaryota; Metazoa; Cnidaria; Anthozoa; Scleractinia; Merulinidae. The record is from RefSeq and is a predicted model, not a curated record.